Messenger RNA from Aspergillus caelatus, 1627 nucleotides. Its product is annotated as bZIP transcription factor. NCBI's taxonomy places the organism in Eukaryota, Fungi, Ascomycota, Eurotiomycetes, Eurotiales, Aspergillaceae. Bases 5 to 1531 code for a protein of 508 amino acids. Gene Ontology annotation, biological process: regulation of DNA-templated transcription. The transcript has 3 exons. The record is from RefSeq and is a predicted model, not a curated record. Gene Ontology annotation, molecular function: DNA-binding transcription factor activity.
CGACAUGCGAGUAGCCUCCCCACCCCAUCAUUCUCAGAGAUCUUUCUUGACCAUCGAUUAUCUUCGUAACAUGUUGAUUGCCAUGGAUCAUUUGAAGGAACUAGUGCCGCCUUCUUCAAGCAUGUGCAUUAACACUUCCUCACAAGGUUCCGGCGCUGCGGGCAAUAUCGCCUCACUGCUUUCAGCGUCUUCCUAUCUGUCACCUGAUCAACUAGCUCGAAAUACACCUCACAGCAACAGGCAAUCGCCCGUCUAUGGCGGAAAUGGCAGGCUAGUAGCAGAGAGUGUUGCAAACGUGGAAAUGGGUGAUGGAAUGGUCGUACCUGCAUUAUCUAAGACGACAUCUCAGAGAACCAGCCAACAUCGGCGCCGUGACUCGGUUACAGCGGUGGUACUAUCUCCCAGAAAGCGUGGUAGACCACAAAAAACGGAAGUUCGUCCAACGCAUGACGACCGGGAAGAGCGACGCCGAUUGCAAAUCCGACAAGCGCAACGGGCCUAUCGGUCACGGAAGGAAGAGGCCCUGGCGAAAUAUGAAGCCCGGAUCGCCCAGUUGGAGGGAGUAUUGAGCAAAAUGAGCUCAGCUAUUCUUUCGUUUAGUGAGCACGUUGCGCAUACAGGAGCGCUCACCUCGAACCCCGAUCUUCAGUCCCAUUUGCGGGCCACUAUAGAGACAUGCAGGUCUUGUACUGCCGUGCUGGAUCAGGCUGACGACGAAGGCACAAUGUCCCCUAACUGUACACCAAGUGCGGACCAGUCACCAUUCGUGCUGAGAGAGAAACCAGCUGGGGAGCAAUCUUCACUAGUGACCUUCCAGUCAACAGUACCUUCGUCACUGAGCGUCUCUUCGAAUCUAGUAGGGAGACUCAACGGCUUCCCAAUGCCUCUGAGCCCCGGCUCUCCGCUUUUAUUUGACACCGCAACCGUCACAGUCGUAGAUGUAACACUCUUCACCCGGCAGCUCCGCGUGGCAUGUGCAUAUCAUGCGUAUUAUUCGCUGCGCGAUACCUCAUUCAAGCUCGCCGAUUUGCAGAGGAAGUUUCGCUUCCUUCUCAGCAUGUUGAAUCGGGAGCGCCUCACUUCUUAUUUUGAGGCUGCGGUACAGGCCCCUGUACAUCCCUCCCGCCUUGCCGAGUGGCAAGACAUCCCGUUCUUUAGUGUAGGUGGUGCAGGAACUCACUACCCCCGUGCUUUGUCGCCGAAUUCAAUCGUCGGUCACCCUUCUCCUAGAUUUGAAAGUCGGAGUCCAAUGCAACAGGAACCGUUAGCCGCAUUCUCGCCGGACGUCCAUAAAGAAAUGAGUGGCGUUUGGUUCAAUAUCCAUGAUCUUGAGGGUUUCCUUCAGGAGAAAGAGGUGCAUUUGCUCACAUCACCUCCAUCAGGUCCUCGACAGAGUUUACUGCAAAAGACAGCGAUUAAGACGUCAUGUCUAAUUAGGAUACUGGUUAGCACAUGUAUUUGUCUCGGUCGCUCGCCUGGAUGGCGAAGGCUUGAUGUGGAGAGGGCACUUAGCAUGGCGGCGUGGACGUGAAGGAGAAUUGGCCUCAACGAUCAUACAAAGGGACCACUACAAGAGAUCACUGGAGGUGAUAACGAUUGCUUCCCUCUGUAGGCCCUUAGAUUCGAG